Molecule: messenger RNA, 4977 nt
Organism: Bradysia coprophila
Lineage: Eukaryota; Metazoa; Arthropoda; Insecta; Diptera; Sciaridae
Gene: eIF4G1
Product: eukaryotic translation initiation factor 4G1
Cellular component (GO): eukaryotic translation initiation factor 4F complex
Molecular function (GO): mRNA binding; protein binding; translation initiation factor activity
Source: RefSeq, a predicted model, not a curated record
CUGUCACACGCUCCUAACCUUUGCAAUAUAUUCCACACCAUUCAAUGAGUAUGGUUUCUAAAAAAUAUAAAUCCGCGACAAAUUAAUAAUAGUAGUUAAUAUUAGUUGAUAUUUACGAAACAACAAUUUACAUAUUGACAAGUAUAAGACACUUUAACAGUUGUGGACAACGGAUGUGUAAUAAUUCGAAGAGAAAUUCAAUUUUUACAUUUUGAUAACCAAAAAAGAUUUUUUUUGAAUAAUUGGUAUGAAAAUCAAUUAAGUAGACGAAAUAAGUGUCGAAUCACUGAAUUUUAAGUGUUUUAUGUAUUCAAACAAUCAAUUGUGAGCAAAAAACAGACAUAGUAGGCACACAAUAAAACGCUUACGUGUCGCCUAAUUUUACAGAUAAAAAUUAGUGCUUCGGGUUCUCAUUACAAAUUCUAUCAAGGCAACUUGUCCACAUAAAUGAAACAGUUAUCACUAUAAUGAGCACAAAUAAGAAUCCAGCCAUUUUGCAUACAAAUCAACAAGAGCAGCAGUACAACAAUCAACUGUACCAACAACAUGCUUUCAACAUGCAAAGAAGUGUGGACGGUGUUGGAUAUCAACAUAGCUAUCAGCCAUCGGCUGGUACACAGCCCAUGCCACUGCAACCGAAUCCGAUUCGAUCGAAUCCACAACAGCAACAACAACCACAGGAUGUGAAAAUGCAACAUCAAUUAACACAGCAUAACGCUACACACAGAUUUAGUAUGUCGAACCAGAAUACGUAUCGUAGUUCACAGCAGCAACCUCAAUUACAACAGCAGGUGCGUGUUAAUCGUCCCACCCAAAUAUUCCAACCAAGUACAUAUGUGGUGCAGAAUUAUCCACGUCCAUAUUAUCAACCAUACCAACCACAACAGUAUAUUCCCGGAGUGCCGACAGCAUUUUAUACGAUUCCGAAUCGACCCUAUAUGAAUCCGGCUAUUCAACCGAAUCCAUCGAAUUUGGUACCGACAGCUACUCCACCGCCUCUGCAGCAGACAAUUAUUUCACCAAUGCCCGGGCCAGCAGUUCCAAUAAAUCAAUCAAAAAAUCGUUCACGUGCGGUGAAAAUAAUCAAUCCAGACACGAAAGAAGAGGUCAAAGUGGGCAACGAUGAUUCGACAGCCGCUUCCAAUGAAGAGCCGAAACAUAUUCAAAUGGACAAACAUUACGAAAACGAAACGGGUUAUAUGACCGAAUAUAAUCCCUACGUGGAUACACAGACUCCAGUUGUGUCCGCAAUGUCGGACGGGCCAUCGGUGGAAAUUUCUCACAAGCAAAAAGUAAAAAAGAAGAUAGCUGAAGUGGUUGAAGAUAUACCGGUACCGGAAGAACUGGUAGAUGAUGAUGUUAAUGGUACUGUUGCGAGCUCGGUUCUGCAAACGACUGCAGUCGAAUUCCAACCAUCAAAACCACCACCGGUGAUUAUACAGCCACGGGAAGAGAUGAAAAACGACGAAAGUAAUUUAUUUGGUACAGUGGUUGAAACAUUGACUAAUCAAAAUCAUGUUGAAGAUGUCUCAGAUGAUUAUGGAACCGUUGAAUUGUUGAACCAGGAAGUGGCUCAUGAUGAACCGGAAAUUGAGUCCCAGAUUGAGCCGAUCAGCAGCUUAACAAUAAAAUCAACUGAUGAGCCUGAUAAAUCCUUUGACGCUCUGGUUCCAGAUGAAAUUGAAUACAACGCUGAGAUGGUUGCCGAAUUCAAGACCGCUUCAACACCAAACGUUGACGAGGUCAUCCAGGGAACAGAGGAUGUAUCCUACGAUUCCAUUUCGUCCGACGACAACAUCAGCAAGGAUAAGAACGAAGACCCACCACCACCACUACAAGAAACAAAAACGAAUCCAAUGUCGGUCAUUGUAAAUCAAAGAAUGAAUUCAUUGGCCAACACCGGCUUUGGUAACGCUAUAAUGGAAGAAUUAAAAGCAGGUCAAAUUGCACAACAAUCGGCUCAAUUAGCCCAGCAAGCGUCUCAACAACAGGAACAACCAAUUAAACGUGCUGCAUCGAAAAGUCAAACACUGCUUCAAUAUGAACAAGGUCAAUGGUCACCAUCGAAUGCUGACGGUAAAAAGUUUUACAAUCGCGAUCAAAUGCUUGCCUUACGCGCCCAUCCCGCAUCCCAAACGGAACCAGCAAGUCUGUUAAACGCAAUUCGUGCUCCAUCAAAAUAUGUGCAACAAUCGGGCGGCGGCGGAGGAGGCUAUAAUAAGCAAGUACAGCGUCAAGGUAGUGGAUUUGUUAAACGUCCAUCACAAAACACUCAACAAAGCAACAUCGGCAAUACCAAUAAGGGCAGUAAAUCGGGAAUAAUUCAUGUAAGCUUAUCGCUUCACGAAGAUGUCAAACUGAACGAAACGGAAAACGCGUGGAAGCCAUCAUUCAUUGCAAAAGAUACCAACGAUGCCGCGGCAUCCAAUGAUAUAUUGUAUAAACGCGUCAGAGGCAUUUUGAACAAGUUAACACCGGAAAAGUUUGAUACAUUGUUGGAUCAAAUAAAAAGUUUCAAUAUCGAUACAGCGGAACGCUUGAACGGUGUCAUUGAAUUGGUAUUUGAAAAGGCCAUAGAUGAACCCAAUUUUUCAGUUGCAUAUGCUCAACUAUGUCAUAAAUUGUCGGAAAAAUGCUUUGCAGUCGAUGCUGAUGCGAAGCAAGCUAAGUUCAAGAAGACUUUAAUAACAAAAUGUCAGAACGAAUUCCAAAAUCAUGUGAUUGUCGAUGAAGCAAAAGUAGCUGAGAAAUUGCAACCACUAUUACAGAAAAUUGAAGGAGCCAACGAUCCGGAUAGAAAAGCAGAAUAUCAGGCCAAUUACGAAGAAGAGGAGCGAAAGUUGAGGCGACGAUCAGUUGGGACUGUUCGUUUCAUCGGUGAAUUAUUUAAAAUGGGUAUGUUGACGCCAAACAUAAUGAUGACAUGCGUUUCCUCGUUAUUGGAUCGAAAUUCCGAAGAUAAACUCGAAUGCCUCUGUAAAUUGUUGACGACAAUUGGUGCCCGUUUGGAAGACAAGAAAAAUAAUCUUGGUGACUACUUCCGUCAGAUGAAAGAGAUUGCCGAUAAGAAAAAUCAGAACACUAGAAUCAGUAGCCGGGUGAGAUUUAUGAUUCAAGACGUCAUUGAUCUGCGAAAAAAUAAUUGGAUUCCUCGGCGGGAAACGGCGAAUCCGAAGAAAAUGGGUCAGAUCCAGAAAGAGGCUGAUGCCGAGCAAAGUAAUAUCCAAUUGUUAAAUUUCAAUCUCUCUAGUGGGGGAAGAGGUGGUGGUGGUGGUGGCGGCGGCGGUGGUGGUGGUGGUGGCGGUGGUAAUCGUGAUCGUGAUCGUUUGUUCACACCAAAGUCUGGUAAUCGUGGUGGAAUAACAAAUGAGGAUGGAUGGAUGACACCUAGCACCAAAUCACGUAGCUUAAUAGAUCCAUCAAAAAUAAAACUCAACAAAAUCGAUGAUUCAACGCAAUUGGGCACAGCCGCUCAGUUUAAAUGGUCGGGAAAUUCGAAUACUCAGCCGACAACCACCCAGACAACAAAUAGUUUUUCGAUCCUAGAGGGAACACGAAGCGGUUCGAUGGGAGGCAACAAAGACACAUAUUCCAAAGGAUCAAUGGAUCGUUACGACAGCCGUGGUGGAAGUAAUUCUCGCAGUGGUUCUCAACAUGGUUCCAGAGAGAAUUCAGCAGCGCGUUCAUCUUACCCUUUGAAACCCAUGCCACCUAGAGUAGCGAGCCAAUCUAUGACUAUGAUGCCAAUAGUAACACGACCAUCGGAACGGCCACCACAAACCAUCAUACAACGCGAUGAACCGGAUGAAGACAAAAUGAAUCGAAUAAAGGUGAUUGCAAACGAAAUACUUCUGUACCACAAUCGAGGGGAAAUGAAACUAGAAUCAUGCUACUAUGAAACCGAAUUGGAACCGGAAAAGUAUCGCUGGGCAAUAGUACGUGAAUUAUACAAUGCUUCCGUUGAUAUGCAUCAAUUAAAAUCGUCAGACCGUGUAUUUGCUGGCCAGGCUGUUAGCAGCUGGAUUAAUCGGAAACUGAUCACCGUUGAUGAUAACCUACGAGCUUUAAAAGAGUUUUUGGAACCUGCGCUUGAUUUGGUUUGUGAUGUUCCAAUGCUUUGGCUGUAUGUAGCUGAAUUCAUCACUCCAAUAAUCAAAAAUAAUUCACUAUCGCUGGUUCAACUACGUAGCGCAUGCCCCGACGAGUAUGCAAUGCAACAACUUCUACAGAACCUUAUUCCGUAUGCAAUGACUGAACAUGGACCGCAAUUCGUUCGCAACUUAUUUAAAGUGUGUAAAUGGUCGGAUUUAAUAGGCGAAAAAGACGUUAAACAGUUUAUCAACAAAAAUAAAUUCGAAUUUGUGGAUGAUAGCUCAGUGACCGUUCAGCGAACAUCAACGGCUGCGACAAAUGUCGAACUAAUACAGCAACGCGUUAAGGAGUUUCUGCGUGACGGCGCCGAUAUAAAGAAUAUUCAAGAGUUCAUUACCGUUAAUCUAGCCCAAAUCGAUAAAGAAUUUAUUCGGGCACUGUCGACCGUUGUUGCCGAAAUUUUAAUGGAAGAAAUGCAACCAAAAUCCAUCGAAAAGAAAGAGUCGGUGGCCGUUUUAUUGUUGUCGAAGUACAUCGACGAAAACAACAGAGACAUGCAGCUGCAAUGUCUGAAUGCUAUCCUCAUAUUAAUGAUCAAAUUGGAACAUCCCAAGGACGCGCUGCGAACGAUUUUUUCUAGACUGUAUGACGAUUAUGUGGUGUCGAAGGAUGUAUUUGAGAUGUGGCGUGAUUCAAAGGAAAUGUUAGAAGGUAAAGGUGUAGCUGUGUCGAAUUUACGACAAUUUUUCGAGCUACUUGAAAAAGAAGGCAGUUCAGGGGAGGAGGAUAAUAAUUAGUAUAGAACUGAACUUAUAAAUAUUGUAUCUAGCUACUAUAACGUAGCAAAUAGGUUUAAAUAAAGACAACUUUGUUUAUGCCAAAUGA